UCAUUGCGUGCACACGUUCUCUUAUCGUUCUCUUAUUGCUAUAUUGUUACAGCUAGUAAUAUAAAAUGGUAUCUUGUCCUAUUUGUUCUUUAACUGUGAAACGUAGUCAAUCUAACUUAACUUGUAAUAAUUGCAAACAUUUGUUUCAUCCCGAAUGUGUCUCUUUAAAAAAAGAAGAUGUAGAUUUUCUUACAAGUGCCAACAAACUGUGGACGUGUCAAAACUGUACCAAAUCAAUGAAGAUCCUUCAACAGUCUGACUUUUCAAACAGUCCAGUUUCCUCACAGUCCAGUGACAAGCAUUUUGAUUCUACUGAUUUAAAACGUAUAUUAAGUAGUUUGGAUGAUGUUCGAGCUGAGCAAUCAAAGCUUUUUGAUUUGGUUAACAAUCAAAGUAAGAAACUUGAUGUUCUUGAUAAUAAAUUUACAUGU
Messenger RNA from Sipha flava (yellow sugarcane aphid), 431 nucleotides. RefSeq lists its product as uncharacterized. Lineage: Eukaryota; Metazoa; Arthropoda; Insecta; Hemiptera; Aphididae. The record is from RefSeq and is a predicted model, not a curated record. The transcript has a single exon. The annotation marks the transcript as partial.